Messenger RNA from Scatophagus argus, 5917 nucleotides. Its product is annotated as microtubule-associated tumor suppressor 1 homolog. The record is from RefSeq and is a predicted model, not a curated record. Gene Ontology annotation, cellular component: cytoplasm; nucleus. Lineage: Eukaryota; Metazoa; Chordata; Actinopteri; Scatophagidae. The transcript has 20 exons. Bases 768 to 4709 code for a protein of 1313 amino acids. Gene Ontology annotation, molecular function: microtubule binding.
GAUCCAUUAACUGUUGAUUAUCCGCAGGUGUGUAUGCGUGUGGUGGCUCCUUCGUGACUCAGCUGGCCAUAGUGGAAGACUGCAGCAAUCACUGAUAGUCUGAAAAUCAAUCAUUCUGUCGGACCAUGGCACUUCGGGCCAAAACGGAUGCAUCUCAUGGAAUUUGGAGAAUCUGAGGUGGGAGUCUGAUGUAAUUCACGCUGUGGUCGGGGUGUAUCCAGGUGAAUGCUGCAGACAGACGUACCCCACGCAGGGUUACGACGACUCCUCUGGCCAAUAACAGGGAGGGGGCCCAAUGCAGCUUAGCAACAGCCAACCCUUUCCUACCGACCAGUACUUUUCCCUCCUCCCUUUUGGGGGGUGGAGGGUGGACCCUGACUAGGCAGAGUCAUAACGAUGUGGAAUCUUGUCUCCAUAUAAGAUUCAAGCAUCAGGGCCCUGAAAUGGAUAUUUGUCUAAUUUACGCUUCAGCGCUUGUCAAGGACAUGAUGACUUACAGCUCUUUUGGAAAUACUGAAGAAUUAUUUUUGUGCUGUGUUUUAAAUGGAUAAAUGGAUGGACUGAAACUAUUAAAUAUAGAUGUAGAAAUAAAAACAGAAUCCUAUGGAGACUGGAUGUGUAUGAGAGAAAGCUGAGAGAGGGAACUGUUCAUAGUUCUUGCACAACUGGCAACAAACAGUAACAGAAAGCCAAUGGACAAAUAAAAGCCUGUACAUUAAAGGUCAGAAGAAAGAGAGCGACUGACGCUCCACAUUCCUGACCCAGAGAUGAGUGUGCCUCAGCCCAGUGAGGGUUUGCCUGUCAGGGGAGAAAGUGGAUCCACCAUGAGGCUUCCUCUUGCCGGUGCAGGUGACCACAACGGGAAUGCCUUCCCAAUUUCCUCGUCGUCCUCCUCUUCCUCCUCCUGUCUGGGGGAGUCGUCUCCUGAGUCUCUGCGGAGCCUGAGCAGCCUCAGUGGGGGCCGGACUGACAGCCCUCUGGACUAUGACAUGUUUGAGGUCACCCUGAUGACAAAUAUGGACAAAAUGACAGCUGUUGCCAUUUCAAAAUGGGAACCAGUGGAGGAAACUAAACCAGAUGACAGCGAUGACAUCUCAGUGGGAAAGAUGCAAACAGCAACAGAGCUAACUGAAUCCAAUGACAACUCUGUGUCUGUUUAUUUGGAUGCUGACAGUGGCGAUUACCACCAAGAUACCUGGAACGACAACCUGACUCUGGCCCUUUCCCUGACGACAAACAGCGGUAGCCAUGGAAAAAAUAAUAAUGACCUCAGCAGUGCAAGUGGUAAUGAGAGAAGGCAUGGCUCCUCAACGCCAGACUCGGACGCAACGGAAAUCCCUGCUGAUGAUGAUGACGAAGAGGAGGCAUUGUUUCUGUCUGUGAGCUCUGACAUGGAUGUGCAGAGAGGCAACAUGACCCUCAUAAGCUCAACCACCUGCAGUGGUCGCUCUGCUGUGAUGACUGAGCUCCAGACAGAUGGGAGUGUGGCUCUGAGUGUAGCUGAGGAGAGGUCGGAGCUGGUGUCAGAAGGGUUGGCAGAGUUUUCCUGUCCACGUGGUCUACAUGUGGAAAGUCAGGCGGAGCCUUCUGCUUCUGAGGACCUGAGAGAAUCCACCGAGAUGUCAUUAUCGUCAUCAUCUCCCUCUUCUGCCAAUCCAAGUCAGAAUGCUAAGGAAAUCACAAGUACCCCGCUUGCAGAAGCUGAAAGAUGUACAGUGGGGCCCAGAUCUCACACUAGUCAGCCAGUCAGAGCAACAAAAACCAAAUCAAACACAGCUGCGUCAGCUGUUCCCAAGACAGGAGCGUCCACAGCCACCAAACAAUCCAGUCUGGAGCCAAAGAGACUUUCCAAACUAGACCCAAAAAAUGUUAAGGCUAAAGUCGGAUCAUGGUCCACCCCAUCUCCAACUAAAACACCCAGCCAGCAGGACAAAUCUGCUCCAGCCAAAGGGAAGAGAGUUGUUCCUAAAAGGGAGGAAAGGCAGACUGGGGAUUGGGAUAAAAAACAAAGAUCAGCAGGCCCAGUCAAAGUGGCUGUGGUGGUGAAACCCAUCAGAGGAAAGAGCAGUAAUCUCAAGAUCAACCACAAGGCAGCAGCCAGUGAGUCCACUCAGCCAGAGAAGAAGAGUGUGGCCAUCAGUCGAACACUCUCCACUUCAUCCAGCUCUCUGGGAUCUGAGGAUGAGGACAGACCCCUAGACUCUCCCAGGAAGGCUCCCCAGGAAGUGCCUGAUAAGCAUGAAACAACGGAGAAUGAGGAAGCUCUCAAAGAGUCUGUGGAGGACCAAAGGGAGGGUUCUGGAAUGGCUGUAAUAACAGAGACCACUGUGGAGAAACCAAAGAGUACUAGCAGGAAAGUCUCCUCCAAGCUGGGGCCCAAUGUCAGACAGCAAGGGAGAGGCAUCAGAGUGGAUAAAGGGCCCUUGGGACCAGCUCAACCCCCAGGAUCAGGGACCGGACUUCCAGGACAGGGGAGUCCCGGGCCCAGGAAAGCCCAGAGUGAUUGCUCUGCUUUGAGCGAGGAUGGACAGAGCGCUGGGUGUGGAUCUCCAACAAAAGCGAGGCAAAGCCAAACUCAGUGCCAGGGUAUCCCCAAACCUCGCACCACCACAGAGCGACCAUUUACACUGGCUGCCCUGGGUGCCGCCACAUCCAACUCUAAAUCAACAUCCAGUCAGCAGACGCCAUCAGGGUCGGUCGGACGACCUGCGACACCCGCAGCAUCAAAACUUCCUGUUAAGGGAUUAUCCACAAGCCUCAGUUCCUCAUCCCUGGGGAGCAUUGAGAACAAUGGAGCUACAGGCGAAGCUUCAGCUUCUGCAUCAUCUUCAGGAGCUCCAGCAGGAACCAAGCCAGAUGAGCAGGCCAGCAGAAGCACACAUCCCCUGGGCAGCCAGAGCUCAGCAAAGCCCCCAAUGUCCAGCAGUGCAGCUACCACCAGCACCAGUGCUCUCAGUCAGGCAGUUACCAGUGAUAAUAAUGGUGUCAUUACUGCUCCGAAGCCUACUGCAAUAAGGAGCAGAGCUCUGUCAUUGCAGGCCAGGACCACUGCUACAGGUCUGAAGACCCCAACAGUCACCAACCACAACACAGCCAAGACAGCCAAUCAGCACACAGCAAAGAUGGCUCCCACUGCCAGUCACCUGGCCAAGCAGGCAUCCCAGUAUCCCUUGCAAAGAAGCGGCUCAGCAAGACUCAGUCGACAACACAACACAGUCUGGGCUCAGCAGCUCUGCAUGCCUGCCUGGCAGCCUCCAGUGGACAAAAACAAGCCCCGGGAGGCGCCAGCAAGACCCACAAACUUCAACAGCAGCACACAGGGAGCAGCACCGGCAGGAGGAAAUAACCAGCAGCAACCUCCACCUGACCUGCUACCAGACUUGGUGAAUGCUAAUGCACCAGGGACCCCAGUUUUCCCCUUACCUGCCACUGAUACCACCAACACUGGACAAAGUACCAUUGGAGUCUCUGGUGUUGGGUCCAAAGCAAGAACAGGGUCACGAUCCAGCCCCAAAACAGGAUCCCGCCCACAGAAUUCAUCCAAGCCUGGAGCGGUUGGGUCUGUGGUGGCAAAUGGGACACUCACAGUUAAACAGAACCAGAGUAAAGAGCAAGCAGAGAAGAAGAACCAGGCCAUCAACCAGCUGAGGAAGCUGCUUGUCCAGGGAAAUAGGAGGGUGGAGGCUUUGGCUACAGUCAUCCAACAUCUCUUCACUGAGCGCGAGGAAGCCUUGAAUCAGAAGAAGGAGUUGUCCCAAGAACUCACAAAAAUCAGACAUGAGCUGGUCAAGUCUUCGCAGUGCUGCAAAGAUCUGCAGAAGGAGAAGGAAGAGGUGCGUGUCGGCUUGGAGGAGGCCUUGAAGAGGCUGGAGGAGCAGCACAAGGAGGAGCUGGUGCAGCUGGAGGACAGACUGAGGAGUUUUUACCAAACAGAGUGGGACAAAGUCCAUCAGAUGUACCAGGACGAGGCUGAUAAAUAUCGCAUGUUGAUGGAACAGCAGGUGGAGGAGCUGAGGAGUCGGCAAGAAGCAGAAAGGAAGAACCAGGAAGUGAGUCAUAGCCAGAAGAUGGAGUCUCUCAAGCUGCAGUAUGAGACCUCCAUACAAGAGCUGAAGAGGAUCCAGCAGACAGACCUGGAACGCUUGGAGAAAACACUGAAGGAGACUGAAACAUCCCUCUCUGAGAAAGUCUCUGAGCUGUCGGCAGAGAAGGACGCUCUGAAUGAGAAGCUAAAAGCUGAGGAGGAGAGGAGGAAGCACAUACUCAGCGACAAGAAUCUGAAGGAUUCCCACACUGUGUACCUGGAGCAGGAGCUGGACAGUCUUAAGGUGGUGCUUGAGAUCAAGAACAACCAGUUACACCAGAAGGAGAAGAAGCUCAUGGAGAUGGACAGACUGGUGGAGACUAAUGUGAAACUGGAGGAGUGUCUGAAGAAGGUCCAACAGGAGAACGAGGACUACAAGGCCAGGAUGGACAAACACGCUGCUCUCUCCAAGCAGCUGUCUAAUGAACAGGCUAUACUCCAGCAGACACUGCAGAAAGAGUCCAAGGUCAACAAGCGUCUGUCCAUGGAGAACGAGGAGCUGCUGUGGAAGCUGCACAAUGGCGACCUGCUGGCGAGUCCCCGCCGCCUCUCACCCACCUCACCCUUCAACUCGCCACGGAACUCUGCCUCCUUCCCCACGACUGCACCGUUAUCGCCCAGAUAACCCGGACAACAGCAACAAUCCGUUCCUCUCCUCAUCACCUUUUCAAGCCUCACAAAGAUGGAAGUUGUUGCAAAUACAGAAAAAGACUUUAGUCACAGCAGUGUUGGUGGAUAUUACUGAUGAACUUACAGUUGGAAUAUAUUUCAUAAGAGACGCUUAUUUUGAGAGCGAAAAGACAUUGCAGUGGCACCGAUGCACUUAAGUCUGAGUGUGGGACUGGCCUUGAUCUCAAUCAGUCUCUAUCAAAGACUGUUCUUCAUGAAACAUUUCUUCUUUUUCUGAAGAAAACCUAAAUAACAGGCACACCUCAGGGUCUGUACAUAGAGUCUAAUUUUUUGUUAUGACGAUCCUUCCCAUUUUUUUUCUUUUGUUGUGUUAUACAGUUAAGUUGAGCUCAUCCUGUUCUUUUGUAUCCCUCUUUUUAAAGGGGAAGAUGAGAAAAAAUCUUGGAUUUGUGGCGUAUGUAAGCUUGUGGAAACAGACUCAAAGUUGUUUGGGUUUGGUAAAUCAUAAAAUGGCGGGUACUUCCUGGUGGAUUAGCAUGGAUUGUUCUGGCUUUUCCCAUCUUUUAUGGAGGAUGUUUGGUUUUUUUUGUUUGUUUGUUUUUUUGUUCCCCAAAGAGCGAAGCUCAAUCACUGAUCUGUGCCGGACCUCUGAGAGAAUGCAUGGUCCUGAUGUCUCUCUGUGGGCCAACGGGAACAAAUGUUCGUUUAUGUGAGGAACUGACCUCAAUGACUGACCUGAACCCCUGGUCCUAUAGAUAUCUGUUCCUCACAACCUCCUACCUUAAUCUACUAUGUGGAAUGUAAUCACCUUUGGAUGUUAAAUCUGAGCAGGCCAGUUCACACACACACAGUCUCAGAGCCAAAUAUGCAGUUUAUUAACAAAAAUGGUGUUGGUUAUGCCAGUGUUGAUCCCCUUUACCUUUUCCCUUAAGUCUCUCCUCAGUGAAGGUCACCUUGUGCCCAAUCAGAAACAAGGCUGAGAUGAAGAUGAACCAGUAACUCGUCAGUUGUCUUUGCUUUGGGUCACAUGGAAAAUCAUAAACCAACAGACUCUCCUUAACUGAAUCCAAAACAAGUAUCACUUUGUGUGUCUGGUAUCUCUCCUCAAAAGCCUCAAACCUCAAAUGUACCCAAAUUGCCUAAGUCUACCAUAUUCUGCUUUAGUUUGGACACAGAAUAAAAACAGUAUGACAAAAAAAUGAA